Emericellopsis cladophorae is the source of this 1224-nucleotide messenger RNA. Its product is annotated as Fructose-2. Gene Ontology annotation, molecular function: ATP binding; fructose-2,6-bisphosphate 2-phosphatase activity; 6-phosphofructo-2-kinase activity. Gene Ontology annotation, biological process: fructose metabolic process; fructose 2,6-bisphosphate metabolic process. Bases 1 to 1224 code for a protein of 407 amino acids. Lineage: Eukaryota; Fungi; Ascomycota; Sordariomycetes; Hypocreales; Bionectriaceae. The transcript is spliced from 3 exons. Gene Ontology annotation, cellular component: cytosol. The record is from RefSeq and is a predicted model, not a curated record.
AUGGCGUCCAAGGCCAUUACUAACGGGAUCGGCGUGCAGGUUGAGGACACAAAGAUCUGUGUUGUCAUGGUCGGAUUGCCCGCGCGCGGGAAAAGUUUCAUUGCUCAAAAAGCCCAACGGUACCUCCAGUGGCUUUCAAUACCGGCGCAGGUCUUCAACGUGGGUAACUACCGCCGUAGCGAUGCGCCACAACCAACUGCAGACUUCUUUGACAUGAACAACACGGAAGGCGAACGGAAACGCCGCGCGGCGGCUGAAGCCGCUGUCGCAGACAUGCUGGCCUGGCUACGUUCUGGCGGCGUGGUCGGUAUCCUUGACGCGACCAACUCAACAAAGGAGCGCCGCAAGUGGGUUCUCGACACAUGUAAUGGCCAUGGCGUUGAAGUGCUGUUUGUCGAGAGCAAGUGUGACGAUGAAGACCUCAUCAUGGCCAAUGUGCGCGAUGUCAAAACCACCAGCCCAGACUACAAGGGACAAGACCCAGAAAAGGCAGCACAAGAUUUCCGCAACCGCAUCAAAAUGUACGAAAAGAUAUAUGAAACGAUUGGCGGGGAUGACUCGGAAGAAGACGAGUACACAUACCUCAAGCUCAUGGAUGUAAGCAAGCAGGUCAUCAUCAACCGCAUCCAGGACUAUCUGCAGAGUCGGGUGGUCUACUAUCUGAUGAAUCUGCACAUUCGUCCACGUUCGAUCUGGCUGUCAAGAGAUGACCGACCGCUCACUGUCUGGACGUCCACAUUAAAACGCACUAUCGCCACGAGUCGUUUCCUCCCUUCGCACUAUAACCAGUUGCAGUGGAAGGCGCUGGACGAGCUCGACUCUGGCGUCUGCGACGGCUUGACGUACCAGGAAAUCAAGGACCGGUAUCCCGAUGAUUUUGCCGCUCGCGACGAGGACAAGUACAAUUAUCGCUACCGUGGCGGCGAGUCAUAUCGUGAUGUUGUCAUCCGUCUGGAACCCAUCAUCAUGGAGGUUGAACGCGGCGAAGACAUUCUGAUUGUCACGCAUCAGGCUGUCCUACGCUGCAUCUACGCCUACUUCAUGAAGAAGGAUCACACGAGAAGCCCUUGGAUGAAUGUGCCCUUACACACACUCAUCAAGCUGACUCCCAAGGCGUACGGCACUGUGGAGGAACGCUGGGAGGCGAAUAUCCCGGCGGUCAGUACGUGGCGCGCUAAGGGCAGCACGGCCAAGCAUGAGAAUCCCACACCGGGCAGCCUGUAG